This is a messenger RNA of Eleginops maclovinus (Patagonian blennie), 4897 nucleotides long. It is a transcript of the gene phldb2a, whose product is annotated as pleckstrin homology-like domain, family B, member 2a. The transcript has 17 exons. Bases 225 to 3353 code for a protein of 1042 amino acids. NCBI's taxonomy places the organism in Eukaryota, Metazoa, Chordata, Actinopteri, Perciformes, Eleginopidae. The record is from RefSeq and is a predicted model, not a curated record. Gene Ontology annotation, cellular component: basal cortex. Gene Ontology annotation, biological process: regulation of microtubule cytoskeleton organization.
GUGGGAGGGGAAGCGAGGGGAAGGGGUCUGCUGUCUGAUCCUUUGUCGUGGGAAGACUUUAGUCUCUCGUUUCAGGAGAGAGGACUUCAGCUUCAGCAGCAACAGCCGCGGAAACACAUGAGGCCCAACUAUGUGAGGGGGACAGAAAGCAAAGGGAACAAAGCACGUAGGGUCCGGCUGAAUCCUUCCUCCUCGGCCUGAAUCAGAGAAAGGAGGUCAGUGUGAUGAACAGCAUGCUGCCUCAGAGGAGUGCUGUCGCCACUCUGGGCUACAGCUCAGACUGUGUGAAGAUGGAGCACAGCGGCAGUGGCUCGGUGGGUGGGACGCUGCUGAGGGGCUCUCGCUCUAAAGCAGAGCUGCAGGAUCUGAUGGAGACGCUGCAGCGCAGGAAGAGUGCUCUGGAGGCCAGCCUGAGGGCAGCCGAGUGCAGCCGCAAGUACCUCAGCGUGCCUUCACCUGUUGGAUCCCAGUCCACCCGGCCGCUGUCAAUCCUCAGCAACACCGACCGGCCGCCCUCUGCCUCCAGGACUUUUUCCUACAUGACCAGCAGCAGCGUGCCUCCAUCGCCUCGCCAAGGUGAGCGCCAGCUAUGCUCCAACGGCUUGCUCCGACAUUCCCACUCCCGCCACCAGUCUCAAGACAGCCUGCUGCUCUCUAACGCAGCCGAUGGAAACUCUCUGCUCUCCUCCUAUGGGCAGCCCCCACCUCGAUCUCCCAGGGUCAAAAGUGGAGCAGCCAGCGUGCCAUCCAGCCCUCGCAUGGGUCGCAGGAUCUACUCUCAGGGCAAAGCUGGAGGAGACUCCCGGCAGAGGAAAUACUCCACCGGCUCCCUAACCAGCCUGGGCACGCACAGUCGGUCUCUGCCACGGCUACACAACGCAGCUGACCCCCCUGCGCUGUCCCUGCCAACACGACACUCAUCGGGUUCCCACAGAGGUUCAGCGGGACAGCGGCGCAGUCUCUCCUCCCUGGAGCAGCCGCCAGAUGUGACAGUACCAGCCAGCAUGCCCAGCACUCCCAGGAGAGCCAGCCUGGCGUCCUUGAGCUCUUUGGGUGUAGAUUUGGACGGGACAGGUUUAGAUCUGGAGUUUGGAGAGAGGAGGUUGUCUUUUGGGAAGGGGGGACUGAGUCCUGGACAAAGGGUGGGCAGCAUCAGCUCUUUGAAUGGCAAAGAGGAGCUGAGAGACUAUCACCUGCACCAGAGGGACGAACGACUCAGGGAGCAGAAAGUCCAGAGAUUGGAGUGCCAGCGUCUAGAGACCAUCUUGAACCUGUGCACCGGGUUUGGCCAUGUGGAGAGAGAGCCGGCGGGAUCAGCUGUUUCUGACCUGCAGAAGAUCAAUAAGGAGUUGGAGAAGCUGCAGGUGUCAGACGAUGAGUCAGUGUUUUCCGACUCUCCCAGCAGCCCUGCUGCAGAGAGCGGCUUUGGAGCCAAAGCCAGAGACUUCCAACUGGUUGAGGAGCAGCAGGUCAGCCAGCGUCAGCAGAGGGUCUACAGAGACGCCCGGUCCCACUCGCCUGCUGUCAGCCUGAACAGCAGCGCCCCCUCACCCUCCACCCACCACAGAGCCAAGCCUCCUCUACAGCCAAGUCUUUAUGCGUUCCUGAUGUCACUGCAGGCCCUGGAGAGCGUGCAGCUGAAGCAGGAAGUAUCGCAAAUAGAGGAAGAGAGGAUCCAAGUUCUGAACAACAUAGAGGAGCUGGAGCAGAAGAUCAAAGACCUGGAGAACCAGAUGGAGGAGUCUGUCCGAGAGAUGGAGGUGGAGUGUGCUCUGCUGGAGGGGGAACAGGAGUCUGAGAUGGCCCAGCUGCAGAGGGAUAAAGAGGUCCUGGACCAUCUUCUUAAGAAAAAGAUUUCUUGUACUGAGAACUCUAACCACACUGACAAAGCACAGGGUUGUGCAGAGCAGAUUAAAAGUUUGGAGGAUUUGGAGUUUCAGAAGCUGGAGAGAGAAAUAAAUCAGGACGAGGAAAAAGAAAGUCACAGCCAGGAGCUGCUGCGUGAGAUCGCCGAGCAUCAGCGUCUAACUGUAACACGCAAGGAAAGAAUCAUGACGCUGAAGAAACAGUCCUCACAGAUCACCUUGCAGGCUCAGCAAGAAAGAGAGAAUUUCCAGAGAGAGAAAAACAAUUUGAUCAUCAUGCUUCAAAAGGAGAGAGAGAAACUGGCCUCGUUGGAAGGAAAGUAUGCAGAGCUGUCGGAGGGUCAGGCCUUCACUAACAACUCUGCCGCCAACAAAGAGCACUCCCUGAAGGAAAGAAGAAGAAGUAACAAAGAAAACUCUUCCCACCCGAGUGACAGCCUACCUCAUAAGAGGAGCCAGCAGCUCCUCACCGCUUACGGCAGAUCCCUCGGACGCACGCUUCCUCCUAAGGCCCACUUGCCUCUGUCCCAAAGCUCCAGCUGUGGCAGCGUCAUCCCACCGGUCUUCAGCUUCUCCCCCCGGGACCUGAGCACUCGCCGCCUGCCCAAGACAGACAACAACCACAUGAACGAAGACCGGCAGAGAAGAAGUGAUUACUGCAGCAGGUUGAUCUCAGAGCCCGGCAUGUUCUUGGACUCUUUCUCCUACCAGGACACCAGCCAGACCUCAGAUACCGUCAGUGUGGACAGCUCCGACAGCAUGGAGACCAGCUUCUCCGCCUGCUCCCCCGACAACAUCUCCAGUGCCAGUACGUCCAACAUGGCAAAGCUGGAGGAGAUGGAGCGUUUACUCCGGGAAGCCCAGGCUGAAAAGCUUAGGCUCCUUGAGCAUCGGGAGCGUGAGAUGGAGAUGCGCAGGCACGCUCUGGAGGAAGAGCGAAGAAGAAGAGAGGAGCUGGAGAAACGUCUGCAGGAGGAGACGAGCAGGAGGCAGAAGCUGGUCGAGAGAGAGGUGAAGCUCAGGGAGAAACAAAGGUCACAGUCUCGGCGGUUGACCCGCUACCUCCCUGUAAGGAAAGACGACUUUGAUCUUCACGGCCACAUUGAGGCAGCUGGACACAACCCAGAUGCCUGCUUCCAUCUGGCAAUCACUGAUAAAACCUGCCGAGGCUUCUUGGUUAAAAUGGGUGGCAAGAUCAAGACCUGGAAGAAACGCUGGUUUGUUUUCGACCAGAAUCGCAGGACUCUCACAUACUAUUCAGACAAACAUGAGACCAAGAUAAAAGGAGUCAUUUACUUUCAAGCCAUAGAGGAGGUGUACUAUGACCAUUUGAAGAAUGCACACAAAAGCCCCAACCCUUCGCUGACGUUCUGUCUGAAGACCCAUGAUCGGGUGUACUAUAUGGUGGCCCCGUCACCUGAGGCCAUGCGUAUCUGGAUGGAUGUCAUGGUUACGGGUGCUGAAGGACACAUGCAUUUCAUGGUGUAACUGAUCCCAACAAAUGUUCACAGCACUACACUUCCUCGGUAAACGGUGUGUCAGCAUGCAAAAGGGGGUUGUGCAGCGCUGAGAUUGAUGUUCAUCAGGUCAAAAAAACUUCUGUUUACACUUGUAUUAAUUGUAACCUACAGCCUAUGCUUAAUAACACACUUUAUAAUUGAUAUACAGGUUUCAUAAUUAAGCUAUUUAGACAUUUUGUUGUUGUUUGAUGUAGCAUGAGAGGCCAAAGUGUCACUUAAUCUUGCACCAUUUUCCUAAUCAUAUUUUCUGACUUUAUCAUUCCUCAAGCAAACUCUCUGCUUGUCUCAUACCCUCAUAGUUACUCUUUCAUUACCUUUUCAGUCCAAAUUUGAUCAGGGAAGCAGCUAAACACAACAUCUUCUUCACUUCUUAACUGCGGGACAUUCUGAGGCUGUUGUCUAUAACGGAUGUUUGUCUGCGAAGGCCAAAAGGCAUGUUAAAAACAGAGUUUAAAUUGUAGGACCAUAUUUUGUUUCUUUGCUUUCUUCCUUUCUACUUCUAGUUGGACGCCAGGUUCUUAACAACCUUUCCCGCCUGUAUUAGUGUUUGCAAAAAUGCACAUUUUUAUUUCAACUCAGAUUUGUUAAUACUAUAUUGUUCAUAAUAUUCAAUGCAAUCAUAUUUUUUUAACUCAAGCAUGGUAUUGCUGCUGCCAGACUCCAAGCAUAAGAUGGUCUUGUCUGCUUAUUUAAAGCAGGGCUGAAUGUCCACCAUCAAUAUUCCUUGCUUCCCUUUCAUUCCAAUGAGUCCUAAUUUGGGUUUAUGACUCAUAUUUGCAUACUCAUAAAAGAGUGAUAAUUACAGGCACUUUUUUUGUAAUGAAUUAAGUAGUACAAGAUAUGCAUAGAUCACAUUGGCACUGUGUUUGUUGCCUGUCAUGGUGCAGCUAGCUCCCUCUAUAGUAGAGGCUGCAGGCCUGAUAUGGUGAAGCCAUGUUGUUUAGCAGUGAUGCCGUUUGUACUGCGUCACCCAUGUUAUUCUGAAGAAUAUCAUUCUGUAUUUUCACCAGCAGAGGUCCUCAGUGCAGAGUUAUUAAUGCACUUAAAUGAGGUAAUGUCCUGGCUGGCAGGGCCAUACUUAAUACUCAUCCAUAUUCCUGAAUGCUUUUCAAAUACGUGCAUCUAUAAGCACACGCAUAUCAAGCUAGAAGUCAUCAUGUUCAGGAUCUUGAACACACACAUUAAUGUCCUAAUAAUUAUUUCAUAAAUGAUGUUUUGAGUGUUUUAUAAAAAGCCAUAUGUUUGAUCUUUAUAUUCUUUGACAAUUUGCAACAGUCUGACUCCUUUUGAUAGAGCUUUUAAUAACACGUGAACAGCUGUUGGUGUUCAGACGGCAGAGUGCAGAUGAAGCUGAAGAUGAAGCAGAUAUGUUGUUGCCUUUUCUGAUCGCUUCUCAGCGAAGAGUAGUAUCUGUAAUGUCUCCUCUGCUAUCUGUAAUCCAAUGUAUGAUCCUUUGAAACAAGACAGUUUAUUGCAUUUAUAUAUGUUUCUAAUAAAUAUACUAUUUGAUAA